Messenger RNA from Bacidia gigantensis, 408 nucleotides. RefSeq lists its product as uncharacterized. The coding region runs from base 1 to 408 and encodes 135 amino acids. Lineage: Eukaryota; Fungi; Ascomycota; Lecanoromycetes; Lecanorales; Ramalinaceae. The transcript is spliced from 2 exons. Gene Ontology annotation, biological process: transmembrane transport. Gene Ontology annotation, molecular function: transmembrane transporter activity. The record is from RefSeq and is a predicted model, not a curated record.
AUGAAGCAGCGACAAGCGAAGCGAGACGGUCUAGUCAAGCUACGAAACAGUGGCAGGAACUGGAAGCAGAGCCUUGUGUUCUACUAUCACGAGUUCGAUCACGUACUGGCUGGCUGUGGGGGGAAGAUGCUGAUCAAAGCUGGUUCACCAAUAGUGCUCGGCGUCCUCAUCCUAGUCGCAGGCUUCGCGCUCUUCCUCCUCCCCUUCGGCAUCGCCACCUACCAAGCCGACAAAUGGGCGUCCGCGUCCACGAUAACCAUGAUCGUCCUCGGCGGCGUCCUCCUCCUCAUCUUCCCCGUCUACGAGAAAUACAUCUCGCGCCAGGGUUUCGUGCCCUUCAGUCUCCUGACCGAUCGCACUGUGAUCGGCGCCUGUCUCAACGCAGCCACGUUGUUCGUUUCGUUCUAG